Molecule: messenger RNA, 1097 nt
Organism: Solea solea (common sole)
Lineage: Eukaryota; Metazoa; Chordata; Actinopteri; Pleuronectiformes; Soleidae
Exons: 5
Coding region: 64-537 (157 amino acids)
Source: RefSeq, a predicted model, not a curated record
UUCAGCAGCUCCUGUUGUGUCCAGUCCAAACUCUUUGGAAUAAACUGUUUUUUGGACCAGAAAAUGUUUGUCACGAUUCUGUUCGGAGACGGCAGGAUGGAAAUGUACAAUCUCAACUGUCGGCUGAUUAACUUCAUCCACCACUUAAAGGAGAGGUGCAGCCUGGACUUUAAAGAGUGUGUGGAGCUGAUGGACAGCAGUGGAGCAGUUAUGAACUUAGAGGAGAAGCAGCACAGUGACACUCGGGCCAGCAGCGUGCUCACACAGAGACAACACUACGUGCUGCUGCGGGUCUGCCGUAAGUCUCGUGGCUUCUCUCCAGGAGACGAUGACACUGGGAUUCGGAAAUAUGUGUCUCUCUUAAACAACUGCAGUCAGAGUCACCUGGAGUUAACAGAUCUGCUGAGGAAACUGUCAAACCUCAACAAGGAGGGGGACAAACGGGUCAGAGGAGGACGGACACACGGGAGCAAACCUGGCAACCGAACCAGGAGCAAGACCAUCUCUGCAAAUAACAAGAAGAAAUCAAAUGAAUGAAAUAAGCUGUGUAUCAGUCACUACACACUCAAGACACAAAGGUGCACUGAACACACUGAACCAGGUACAAACUAACAGAAACAUGAAUGAGUGACCCUGGUGUGUGUUUGAAUAGUUUUUACAUAAUAACACUGACCUCAGGUGGUUCCUUGGACUUUGUACCAACCACCAGUUCCACCUCUUGUUCUUAGGGGACCAAAACAAUUUUCGCCUCUUCUGUUUAAUCUUUAUGCGUCAAUGGAAAACUACUGCGAACAAGAGAACAAUUUCAUAUGUGCGACUGUAGGACGGUGGUGUUGUUCUGAUAUUGGGAGUCACCUCCCCCUGCUAAUUUGGACUCAAAGUCAUACAUAAACAGUAAAGGUUCUGUGUUUAUAUUGUGCUGCUUUACACUACAGUUUUGCCAUUCACCCAUUCAUACUUGUUCUAUCACACAUUCAUUCACACACUGUCAGUACAACAGUCAGGAGCAACCAAGGGUUAAGUGUCUCUUGCCCAGGCUCACAUUGGCCUUAAAUUAAUGGAGCCUCAACCUUUUAGUUGAAAGACAACUCACUCUA